AUGAAAAUGCCGACCCCCUAUCUUCCUGGUGAAUUGUUGCUCCUCGUUGCGGAUUUUCUUGAUAGAGAAAGAGAUAUCAAAUCCUUAGCUCGAAUCAAUCGGCACUUUUAUUUCCUCCUUAAUCCAUACCUUUACCGGCGCAAUUCGCUGACUUCUGGAAGUUCGGUGUUGUUGUGGGCAGCCGCCCGAGGGAGCGAGGCGACGGCUCGAACCUGCGUUUCCGAAGGAGCUGAUGUUGAGGCGAUCGAUAGACAUGGUAGGACACCGCUAUCCUGGGCUGCGAUGAAUGGCCGAGAGGCAGUGGCCAAGCUUUUGCUGGAGAAUACGCGGGUGGAUCUCGAGCUCAACGGGAAAGACCGCUGCGGUUUCUCUCCAUUGUCCCUAGCGGCGUGUAAUGGCCACGAAACGAUGGUGAAGCUGUUACUGGACACUGGGCGAGUGGAAAUCGAUUCCAGGGACUCGAAGGGUUGCACGCCACUAUCCAAGGCAGUGUCAAGAGGCCGCGAGUCGGGGGUGAAGCUGUUAAUCGCGACUGGACAGGCGGAUCUCCACUUAAAGAACCGCUUCGAUGAAUCGCUUUUCUCCCUGGCGGCGAGCAAUGGCCAUGCAACGAUUGUGAAGCUGUUACUAGAGACUGGGCGGGUGGAAGCGUCAGAAGGCCACGAGUCGGUGGUGAAGCUAUUGCUCACGACUGGUGGAGUGGAUGUCGACGGCAAGGACUUCGCGGCUACCACACCACUGGCAUGGGCUGCGUUUCAGGGCCACGAGGCGGUUAUGAAGCUAUUGAUGGAGACGGGGCGGGUGGAUAUCAACUCAAAGGACCGCUUCGGGUCUACCCCAUUCUGCCUAGCGGCGCAUAUCGACUCUAGGAGCUCUAGUGGUCAUACACCACUGUCUUGGGCGGCUUCGGGAGGCUACGAGUCGAUAGUGAAGCUGUUGCUAGAGACUAGGCGGGUGAAUGUCAACUCUAGGGACUCUAGUGGUCGCACGCCACGGUCAGCGGCUGCGUCAAACGGCUUUGAGACAGCGGUGAAGCUGUUACUGGAGCAUGGACGGGUGCAUACGGACGAGAAUUCUGGACAAAGACAUUGGAAGGGAGUUAGAAAAAACCUCACAAGGUGGUAA
Molecule: messenger RNA, 1125 nt
Organism: Penicillium canariense
Lineage: Eukaryota; Fungi; Ascomycota; Eurotiomycetes; Eurotiales; Aspergillaceae
Exons: 3
Coding region: 1-1125 (374 amino acids)
Molecular function (GO): protein binding
Source: RefSeq, a predicted model, not a curated record